This is a messenger RNA of Arabidopsis thaliana (thale cress), 1989 nucleotides long. Its product is annotated as B-block-binding subunit of TFIIIC protein. Gene Ontology annotation, biological process: transcription initiation at RNA polymerase III promoter. The record is from RefSeq and is marked reviewed. The transcript has 8 exons. Gene Ontology annotation, molecular function: DNA binding. Lineage: Eukaryota; Viridiplantae; Streptophyta; Magnoliopsida; Brassicales; Brassicaceae. The coding region runs from base 1 to 1989 and encodes 662 amino acids. Gene Ontology annotation, cellular component: transcription factor TFIIIC complex; nucleus.
AUGGAUUCGAUUAUAUCCACAGCACUUGAUGAAAUCUGUUCUCAAGGAAACACAGGAAUCCCUCUCGUUACUUUAUGGUCACGUCUCUCUCCUCUCUCUUCUUCCAUCAAGACACAUGUCUGGAGAAAUCUUCUCACGAUCCCUCAGCUCCAAUUCAAGACGAAGAAGAACACAGUGUACGGAUCAUCAGAUACUUCGAUUCAAAACCUUGAUGAUGCCUUAAGACUCGAUUUGAGAAUCGUCGCGAAUGAGAACUUACGAGCUAACUUCGUUGGCUUGUACGAUACUCAAUCGAAUAACACGACUAUUCCCGCGAUUCAACGUCGUGUUCUUGAACGUUUGGCUAUUGCUAGAGACAAUGGUGAUGCACAAAAUCUGCUUGCGAAAGAGUUUGGUAUCGAUGGAAGGAACUUCUUCUAUAGUGUAAAGCAGCUUGAAUCUCGAGGUUUGAUUGUUAGGCAACCAGCAAUAGUGAGAACUAAAGAAGUUGAUUCCAAGACAACUUCAUGUAUUACCACCAACAUGAUAUACUUAACUCGUUACGCCAAGCCUAUGGGUUCACAACAGAGGUUUGAGAUUUGCAAAGAGGACUCUGUGUCAGAGCAUGAGACUACUGCGGCCGGAGAGGACACGCUCAUUAACGAUUUUCUACCAGCAAUGCAGGAAGUUUGUGAUAAGCUCGAAAAAGCUAACGACAAAGUUAUGCAGGUUUUAGUUAUCUCGGACAUUAAGCAAGACCUUGGUUAUACGGGAUCAGAUAUAAGGCAUAGAGCUUGGAGAAGUGUUUGUCGCCGGUUGAUAGAUUCUCAUGUAGUAGAGGAGUUUGAUGCCAUGGUGAACAAUAAGGUUGAAAGAUGUCUCCGUUUGUUAAAAAGAUUUUCAGCAGAAGAUUUUAACUAUUCUAGGAAAAAGCAACUCAUAAAAUUCGGAAGGAGUGUUCAAAAAACAGAACAGACUUUGGAGCUUUCAAUAGAUAAUCAAAUUUAUGAUAUGGUUGAUGCUCAAGGAUCUAAAGGCUUAGCUGUUAUGGAGUUAUGUGAAAGACUUGGGAUUGAUAAGAAGAAGAUCUAUGCUCGGCUUUGUAGUAUAUGUUCAAGAGUUGGGAUGCAUUUACAGGCAGAAAGCCACAAGAAGACUCGAGUAUUUCGACUUUGGACUUCUCGUCAUGCUCGGUCCAAGUCUUCUGAUAAGUUUCCUGAUAAAGCUGAAAAUAUUAGAGGGGAAGAUAAUGAUUCUAGUACACCUCAUGGUACUGAUGGAUUGGCUAAAACUAAAACCACAAUGGAACACAGUACUGCAAUUUCAGAUGCUGACUUUUCUACUACACCUGCAAGUGUAACUGAUUCUGAAAGGAAUUCAGGAGCCAAAAGAAGAAAGGUACCUACACGUCGUAACUUACAAGAGUCAUUCAAUGAGAUCGGUGAGAAGGUUGUUAAUGCUGCAAAAGGGUCCCCUGAUUUACCCAAGUCGGCUAAAUCAAAAGUGCAGCAACCUCAUGCUACUAUUGAAAACUCUAGGAGAGAGCACAGAAUACUUGAGCGUUUAAAAGAGGAGAAGUUUGUUUUGAGAGUGGAGUUCCAUAAAUGGCUUCUUACUUUUGAAAAGGACAGGAGCCCCAAGGUGGAUAGGAAAACCAUUUACAGAAUUCUAGACAGGCGUCAGGACAAAGGGCUCUGCAAAUGUGUUGGUAUUCGUGUUCCAAAUGUAAAUGAUUGUGACCGUAGUCGUUGCUCUGUGAUAGUUCUGCAUCCAUCUGUUCAAAGAUUGACUCGAGACAUAGGAAAUGAAAUUCAUGAUAGGAUUAGGUCUUUUGAAUUAGGAUUCCGUAGCCAGAGAUCAUCGAAGAGGGAAAGCGACAAGACAGUCCCAGUAUUGAAUGACGUUCAGAGAGCUAUACGAGCUAGCAAAUCAGGAGCUAUGCGAGCCAAAGGGGUUGUUCUUGCAAAGAUGUUUCGUUGCCUCUUCUUCUAUACACCAUCACAUAUCUAA